This is a messenger RNA of Trachymyrmex cornetzi, 2904 nucleotides long. RefSeq names its product eyegone (gene Eyg). Gene Ontology annotation, molecular function: RNA polymerase II cis-regulatory region sequence-specific DNA binding; DNA-binding transcription factor activity, RNA polymerase II-specific. Gene Ontology annotation, biological process: anatomical structure development; regulation of transcription by RNA polymerase II. Bases 68 to 1909 code for a protein of 613 amino acids. The record is from RefSeq and is a predicted model, not a curated record. NCBI's taxonomy places the organism in Eukaryota, Metazoa, Arthropoda, Insecta, Hymenoptera, Formicidae. The transcript is spliced from 7 exons.
GAGGAAGAACGGGAGAGGGAGGAGCCGUUGCUGAGCGUGGAGGGGGCGGAGGUGAGAUCGUCUGGUGAUGAUGAUCGGUGGCGGCGUCGCGACCCCUCCUGGUACUGCCAAGUCGGCGGCUGCGAUCGACAGCGAAAUGGUACAGGUCGACGGCAUUGGCAGUGGUAGUGUCAGUGGCAGUGCUAGUGGUAGUGGUAGCCCAGCAACGGGUGCAAUUACCACGCGCCUCACAAACAAUAGCAGUAGCGGUACCAAUAAUAACAACAACAACAACAACAACAAUAAUAACGGGGAGAUUAGCAACAAUAAUGACGGACACGGAGUCGCGAAUUGCACCGGUACGACCGCCUCGAGCGCAAGUGACAAGUUCUGCUGUCAGGACGAGGACGUUCCCGCCAGCACUGGUGUUGCCCGACCUUGGGAACCACCGUCGCCGACCUUCUCCCAGACGAGAUCGCACCUGCUGCAGGUACAUCCGCCGCACCAUCACCAGCAGCAUCCGCCGGCGCAUCAUCACCAGCAGUUGAAUGUACCUGCUUCCCUGAUCGAUGGUGUGAAUUUACAAAAUUGUACGGCCGGUCCUUUCGCCAGUGGUAACAAUGGCAACGCAUCGCGGCAACGUCUAAUCGAAUUGUCACAUGGAUUAGGAGCACUCAGGCAUUACAACGAUCUCGCCAACCACGUGUUGUCAUUAAACCAACAGGGCGCAGUCGUUACGAAACUUUUAGGUACGUUGCGUCCACCGGGUCUGAUCGGUGGCAGUAAGCCGAAAGUAGCGACACCGGCUGUCGUCGCUAAGAUCGAACAAUAUAAAAGGGAGAAUCCGACUAUCUUUGCUUGGGAAAUCCGGGAGAGGCUAAUCUCCGAAGGGGUUUGCAGUAACGCGACAGCGCCGUCGGUCAGCAGCAUCAAUCGGAUAUUGCGGAACCGUGCGGCGGAACGCGCGGCUGCGGAAUUCGCGCGUGCCGCUGGUUACGGCCUGUACGCAGCCGCUGGGCCGCAUCCGUACUUCAAUUCGCACCAGCAUCCGACGACGAGCCAUCAUCUGCCGGCCGCAUCCGCGUCCGCGGGCGCUUCCGAGCAUGCACUUCAUGCCGCCGACGCGAUUGCUCGUGGAUAUCUACAAGAUGGCGACGGCGAUGACGGAAGCUUAGACGGUUCAGAGCAGCCAAAGUUCCGGCGGAACCGCACGACUUUCAGUCCGGAACAGCUCGAGGAGCUCGAAAAGGAAUUCGAGAGAUCGCAUUACCCGUGUGUGUCCACGCGUGAACGUCUCGCUUCGAAAACGUCGCUCUCAGAAGCCCGCGUUCAGGUUUGGUUUUCCAACAGACGGGCAAAGUGGCGUCGUCACCAACGCAUGAACCUCUUAAAGCGCUCGCCACCACCGCCUCCACCACCACCACCACCGCCGCAGCCGCAGCCGCAGCCGCCGCCGCAGCAACCGCACUCCGCUACGUCCGCUAUGGAAAUCGGCCAGCGUACGUCCAGCUGCUCCAUCGCCGGCAUGGGCGGCGAAAGUAGCGCGUUCCGCGCGGUUGUCGCUAAUUCCGCAACCAGGGACACCGGCGCGGGCGGCCUCGACCGACCCGAGAGGAUCGACAGGCACGAGUCGGUACCGAAGCAACCGGAAAGGAAACCUAGCGCCUUCCGGAUGAUCAGUCAACUCGUGGGUGACGAUUCGUCCGGACUUUCGAGACCGACCAGUCCCGUCUACGAUCAGCGGCAAUCAUCCGGUCUUGGUCCGCGUCCAGGAUCGGCGCAUAGGAUACGCUACGAUCAGAACGAGGACGAAGACGAGGAGAUCGACGUUCAAGACUCCGACCAGGAUAUACCGUCGUCGCCACCGGUCGCUUGGAGAGAUCAUUGGACUGACCAACAACCGUUGGAAUUGACGAAGCAUGAUCGCUGAACGAGAUGUGGUAUCUCAGUUUUGAUUUCGAGCGACGUGGUCGUUAAAUCCGGAGUAAUGUUUUCGCAAAUCGAGCGGCCGCAUUGCAGUUUUUAUUUCUUGAAAAAUAUUCGCUGGACAUACGUUGCGUGGAUCAGUAACUACCAGUGUUCAAAGUGUGUUGCUGCACCAGUUUUUUUAAAUAUAUUCGUGACCGAUAAGAGUGCAAAAGUGAGAUGAAAAUGUUUUUUUUUUUUUUACGUUGCGCAAAGUACAGAAAAUCACGAAUAGAUAUUAGUAAACCGCAAAACAUCGAUCCGGAAUCGACGUUAUUAGCACGCGAGUGAUCAAGUGAUAAACUGAUAACGUGCUGCAUCUUCAACGGACUCGAAUCGAUAAUUAUCGGCAUGUAGCAUCAGAUGCGGCACCGUGUAUGUGUUUAUCUAAUAUUUCUUCUCUUCUCAUUAAUGUCGGGCUCGGCUCUUCUCUCUAUUGGUUGAAGUUUUUAAUAUCUACGGAACUGCUUAUUACACGAAACAUGAACGAUUUCUUAAGAUCGCGGAUGCGAAUAAGUGUUGCGAGCUGUAUAAUAUUAAAAUGCAACGUCAUCAAUGUCAUUGUAAUUAUUAUUGUUGAUUAGAUAAGUGAUCGAUGCAUAUCGCGUGGUAAAAGUAAACGCUGUUAGAUCGCUCAAAUCUACCUGGGAAGCCAUUCGUGCGAGUAGAGAAUAAAAAUAUAUACCGUGAAGAAAGAAUGAGAUUGUUCGAGCUCAUUCGGAACUAGUCCUAGCGAAUCUUUAUAAAUUAGGGAUAUGCGUUAACUAGAUAUUUGAAAUAGAAAUAAUCGGAAACACAGAUAAUUCUAUAUGAACUGUAUUAAAAUAAUGUUUAUUUAAAUGAAACCGUUUGUAAAUAUCUACACACGGCGUCACAACCCAUUCUCUCUUGCAAACUCUUCCAAAUUCUUCUAACUAUUCUCCGACAGACAAAACUGUUUUUUUGGCGAGCCAUCAAAUA